Mucor mucedo is the source of this 2391-nucleotide messenger RNA. RefSeq lists its product as uncharacterized. The coding region runs from base 284 to 2170 and encodes 628 amino acids. The transcript is spliced from 4 exons. The record is from RefSeq and is a predicted model, not a curated record. Lineage: Eukaryota; Fungi; Mucoromycota; Mucoromycetes; Mucorales; Mucoraceae.
AAAGAGAAAGAUAUUUUUCCUUUUUAUUUUUCUCACCUCUUUUAUAAAAGUUGACCGGUUCAAACCAGCGGCUUUGUGUACAUUUUUAACUAUAACGAAACACACACUGCAAACCGUGCCUGCUUGACAUUUUUCCCGCAACCAUAGCAAAAAUUUAAGAACGCCACAGCAACAAAACGACUUUUUUCGCAAAUUUUUUUUUUAUUUUAUAAAAAAACGCAAAUACCCUUCACGCGUUCCGUCUUUACUAUAACCCUUUUUGAAAUAUACUCUCUUUGAAACAAUGGGAGGAGUUACUAUUGCACACCAACAUGAAAUCGCAACCGACGAAAGUUUUGCUAGCAGUUACCCUGCUAAUAUGAACUCCACCAAUAAUGUGGAUCAAGAACAAUUUAAUCAGUUAUUAGCCACCUCUGGUCAGUGGCCUACAAAUGAUUUGCCCGUUGAAGACUUAACGGGUGAAGUGCAAGAUUUAAUGAUGAGAGAAUCAAUGAAUUCAUGGCUUCAACCUUGGAUGGGUGAAAAUGCUGCCUGUCUCACCGAUUUUGAUACUCAAAUGUAUGCUCAAUCUAUUCAGCUCGAGGAUUUGUUUGGUCAAGAUCAACUCAACUUUACUCAAGAUAUGACACAAUCCUCUUUCUAUGAUGAGCUUACUUUUGCUCACGAGGAAUCUUCUCUUGAUACUAGCGCACCUACUUCUUCAGCUUCCUCUCCAUCUGAUAGUAGUGCACACAUCAGUCCUAUUGUUCAACCCGUUACAGAUAUUAUGAUUGACACAUUGGAUGAGGAAAGUGUAGGCGAAUUAGAAGAAGUCAACGUCGUGCUUCAAGUCGAUUCUCCCAUGCCUACUGUCGCUACCGCUAACGUUGCUGAUAUUGCUACUGACAUUCCUCAAGAACGAGUUGUCGAAAAUGUUUUGAAGCGUAGAAGAGGAUCCAGCAGCUCCGAAGAGUCCAGUGAUGGCUCCUCUUCUUCAGAGGAAGAAUCCGACUCUGAAGAUGAAAAUGAGAUUAUUCCUACCACCGUAGCCAACAUGAACAGCCGUCGUAGAGCAAGUUAUUCUUCAUCCGAUGAUUCAGAAUCGGAUGCAGAACCUAUCCAUCACCAUCACCGUUCUCGUGCUUCUUCACCCUCUGCUGGUCCUUACAUGUACAUGCAUAAACGUCAGAUUGAGGAAACCUUGUUGGAUCGUAUCACCAACCAGUUGAACCCCGAAAAGUUGCCUGGUAUUUUACCUAUUUUAUCAUCUGAAAAGGCUAGUAACCAACAGGAGGACGAAGUUGAAAUUGAUUUAUCGUGUCUGGCACGCGAACAAUUGGUUCAAGUCUUGUCUUAUGUCGAUGCUUGCAUUUUGGAACAAAAUGGUGGUCCCGCUGUCAAUGUCGAUAAUUACAUUACUAAGAAACCUGCCAAGAAAGGUCCUCGUACACGUCCCGCUUUGAACCAUUCUGUUACGGCCACUCCAGCUGCUGUCGUUAUGGAAGAACCAAAACGUCGUCCUGCCAAACAGAGAAGUCGUAAACCUUGUAAACCUACGCGUACUAAAUCACGUGCUGAAUUGACAGAAGAUAUUGAUGCUGAUUCAUCCUCCUCUGAAUCUGCCAAUGAAACCAUCUCCAGCUCUAAAUCUGCCUUUGUGAAUGGCCCCAUGUCUAUGGCCUCACUUUCAAAGAACACUUCCACAGCGUUACCAUCAUCAACGAAAUUGAAAAACGGCCGUCAUAAUAUUAGCCACAGUACAAUGGCUAGCAGCAAAAAAUCCAGUAGCCACCAUAGUAGCAAUACCAGCAAAGCAUGCAAGAAACAAAACCGUCGUAAAGCAGAUGACGAUGCAAUGGUAGCUUCUUCUAUCCAUGUGUUUCCUGAUCCCGAUAGCAUUGCUUCUUCAAGACCCAAGCGACGUGCAGCCAUCCACAAGCGUCGUUUACUGGAAGAAAUGCUUGCACCUUCAGACAAUGAAGCUGAUGAAGAUAGUGAAGAUAGUGUGCUAGUUGUCUAUAGUGAUGAACAAAUGGAUCUCCAAGUGGUGGAUAAUCGUACGAUUAUGCAUCAAGUGCCUGUGCCAGUACAAUUAAUAUCCACACAAACCGAAGUGGUGGCAAUAGCAACAGCAACCACAGAUACUGAAGACAGUGAAGAUACCGACGAAGACAUUGACAUUAUGUGUUAAGUCUUCAUCCCUUUUCACCUCAACCCUAUUAUAUAUAUAUACACAUCUUUUUUCAUACACACAUCUUUUUUCUUUCAUUUCACUCACAACUCUUUAAAAAAGCAAAUCCCCUUUUUUUAUUUUUGCAAACCAUGUAAUUUCUCUCUCUCCCCUUUCCUUGUAAAACAUUUUUAUUUUUUGACCUUUUUAUAGACAAACCCAUUCAUAUAUUUAGACUUCGC